This is a messenger RNA of Meleagris gallopavo (turkey), 1701 nucleotides long. RefSeq names its product CWF19 like cell cycle control factor 2 (gene CWF19L2). Lineage: Eukaryota; Metazoa; Chordata; Aves; Galliformes; Phasianidae. Gene Ontology annotation, cellular component: post-mRNA release spliceosomal complex. Gene Ontology annotation, biological process: mRNA splicing, via spliceosome. The record is from RefSeq and is a predicted model, not a curated record.
CCGCCAGGCUUAGCGAUGGCGUCCGGAUGGGAGAGCGAGCAGAGCCUGGAGGCGCGCAGGGAGCGGCGGCGGCGGGAGCGGGAAGCGCUGCUGGCGCAGGCCAAAAUUGAUUAUGAGAAGGAGGAGAGGCGCAAGCUGCAAAAGCGUCUGCGAGGUGAAGACACGUGGAUGCUUCCUGACGUGAAUGAGCGUGUGGAGCAACUGGAGGAGGAACAUUCUGGGAAGAAAAAGAAGAAAAAGGAUAAACAUUCAAAAAAAUCUAAGAAAGAAAAAAAGAAAAAUAAAAAACAGAAAUCUGAAAAAAAGGAUGACGUUGAUGGUAGUUCUUCUGAUUCUUCAGUUGAAUGGGUUGAGUCAAAUGCAUCACAGUCAGAUAACACAGAAAAGGCCUGGAAGGUCAGCAAGCAAUCAGAUGCUGCAAAAGAACCAUCUGUGCAGAGAGAAGAAUGGAUGAAUUUAGACUUCAUGUCUCUGAAAACCAUGUCACUGGCAUCUGUCAAAGGUGAAAGAGAGAAAGACAAAAUACUGGAACGACAGAAAGCUCGAGAAAUUGAGCAGGCUGUGCUUUCUGAGAGAGAACUCAAUCCCUAUUGGAAAGAUGGUGGUACGGGAUUGCCACCAGAGGAGGAUCCAUCAGCUUCAGUUAAAAAAGUUACAGUGAUAGAAGAUGCUGGUUUAAGCUGGUUACGAAAAUCAUAUCAAAGAAUGAAGGAGCAGGCUGAGAGAGAGAAACGGAAUAUUGAGGAAAUUGUAGCUGAAAGAUAUGGGUCAAUGGAGGCAUUUCAGUCACGGUUAGAAGAAGCUGAAAAAGUUGCACCCAAGAAGGAAAAUGAUUAUAGAAGUGGUAGAUGGAAAAAACAUGACUACUCAGAAAAUGAGAAGAAGGAACAUCGUAUGAAAAAUGAGACACGACAUGAAGAUGGUAGAAACAUGUCUGGGGGACAUACAAGGGAGAAGCAUGGCAAAGGAUGGACACCAGAAGACAGAGGUUAUAAUAGAGAUGGAACAAGAGCAGACCAAGAACGUGGACACAGCAGUAGAGACUCAGAAUUGAGAGGCUAUAGCUCCAAAAUAGAAAAACACUUGGAUGAAAAACGAAGUAAAGAAAAGAGUGUGUCUCUAAGUGACAUAAAACACAAAUUUCUGAAACCCUCUGAAGAUGACCUGUCAUCUUACAGUGCAUCUGGGGACUACAGGUCACAGGGAUCUUCUUCAAAACUGCCUCUUCAGAGCUCUUUAAGCAGCCGUUUCCAAAAACCUAGUGAGGAUACUCCACUGUGGAACAAAACGCACACACAAGAAAACAAUGAAAGAUCAGUAUCUGAUCAGAAGUCAUUGGAUACUGCAGCAAAAAGUCAUUGUGAAAGAACUCAAAGUUUUGAAAAAGAGAAAUCACGAGAGGAGUACCCAACCAGUAUCCCUGAGAAGCAGCAAAUGUCAUCUGACAGUGUAACAUCAUGUUCCUGGCAUCCAUCAGAGGAUGAGCCGCCUCGGGUCCUUAGUGAAGAUGAGAUGAACAAACUGGGAGCCAGGAUUGUGAAAGCUGAGCUCAUGGGAAACAUGGAAUUGGCUUCAAAACUUCAAGCAGAACUUGAUAGUGCGCGCAAAUUAAAAGAGACUCAGAAGCAGAUCCCAGGGAAGUCUCGCAGAGAGGUAAGGGGAAAAUAUUCUUUUUUUUCUUUUUAAUGCUAAUGUGAUAUA